ACUAUCUGUCAACGUAUACGGCGACGGCGACGAACCGCCGUCUAGCAUUUGACCUUUUCCCAUGAAGUCUCCAUCAUUGAAGGGUUUGUGUACACUUGCAGCAGAAAUCAUUUCGAUCCUAUCACGUUCCAAAAACCUAUCUCCCAUAUCACCUUCGCCUGCUCAAAAUCGAUCAAGGAGAGUGCCAAUGGAGCCUUCAGACAAGCAACCACAGCACCACCGAGCUCAUGUGCUGGUCCUCCCUUACCCGGCUCAAGGCCACAUAAACCCCAUGCUCCAAUUCUCCAAGCGCCUCCUCUGCAGAGGCGUCAAGGCCACCCUCGCCCGAUCCACGCAGGCUGGCCCCUCCCCGUCCAUCGACCUCGAGACGUUCUCCGACGGUCACGACCUCGGCGGGCACGCCCAGGCCGAGUCCGUUGAGGCCUACCAGGCGAGCCUCCGGGACGUCGGGUCGAGGACCCUGGCCGAGCUUAUCCGGAAGCUCGAUCGCUCCGGCCAACCCGUCGACGCGGUCGUCUACGACGGGUUCCUCCCGUGGGCGCUCGACGUGGCCAAGCAGUGCGCUAAGCUCGGGGUCGUCUUCUUCACGCAGACCUGCGCGGUGAACGACAUAUACUACCACGUGCAGCGCGGCUUGCUUCCUCUUCCGCUUUCGGGACCGAGGGUCGAGGUCCCGGGGUUGCCACCUCUCGAGCCGUCGGAGACGCCGUCAUACAUACAUAAGCUGGGGUCAUACCCUGCCUUUUAUGAUAUGUUGGUGAACCAAUUUACGAACGUGGAUGAUGCUGAUUUUGUUCUCUUUAACACCUUCUACGAGCUAGAGAAAGAGGUCGUGGACUGGAUGUCCGCCAACUUGUGGCCGCUUAAGACCGUCGGCCCUACCCUCCCCUCCGUCUACCUGGACAAGCGCCUCCCCGACGACACCGCCUACGGCAUCAACCUCUUCACCCCGACCACCACCUCUACCGUCUCCGCCUGGCUCCGCCGCCACCCGCCCCGCUCCGUGGUCUAUGUCUCCUUCGGCAGCAUGGCCGACCUCGACCCCUCCCAGUUCUCCGAGCUCGCCCACGGCCUUGCCCUUGCCGGCUGCCCCUUCCUCUGGGUCGUCCGGUCGUCUGAGCAGCAUAAGCUCCCUCGCGAUCUCAUGGACUCGAUCCCCUCCGAGGAAGCCCUGAUCCUCCCGUGGUGCAAUCAGUUGGAGGUCCUCGCGAGUGAUGCGAUCGGAUGCUUUGUCACGCACUGCGGGCUCAACUCGGUGAUCGAGGCGAUCUGCCUGGGGGUCCCGAUGGUGGCGAUGCCGCAGUGGACGGACCAGACGACGAACGCCAAGUUCGUGGAGGACGUGUGGAGGGUCGGGGUUAGGGCUAGGGCCGACGAGGCAGGGCUCGUUGGGAGGGACGAGGUGGAGAGGCGCGUGAGGGAGGUGGUGGGAGGAGGAGAGAGAGGGAGGGAGAUGGCGGAGAGCGCAAGGAGGUGGAUGGCGGCAGCAAAGGCGGCGAUCGGGGAAGGCGGGAGCUCCGACCGGAACAUCGAUGAGUUCGUGGAGGAGCUCAUGAGUCGUGCGUCGAUAGAGUAGUAGAGGGAUCAAUACAUAAUAUUUGAUUCGAGUAUUUAUGUUGAAAUAGACCUGACUUUCAGGUUGGUUAAAAUUGAAGUAUGAGUUCUAUCCUCUCUUCUGGUCAAUGGAUAUUGCAUUCACAUAA
Syzygium oleosum is the source of this 1703-nucleotide messenger RNA. Its product is annotated as UDP-glycosyltransferase 74F2-like. Bases 62 to 1576 code for a protein of 504 amino acids. The record is from RefSeq and is a predicted model, not a curated record. Gene Ontology annotation, molecular function: UDP-glycosyltransferase activity. Lineage: Eukaryota; Viridiplantae; Streptophyta; Magnoliopsida; Myrtales; Myrtaceae. The transcript has 2 exons.